Messenger RNA from Mercurialis annua (annual mercury), 1698 nucleotides. RefSeq names its product inositol-tetrakisphosphate 1-kinase 3. Gene Ontology annotation, molecular function: inositol-1,3,4-trisphosphate 5-kinase activity; inositol-3,4,5,6-tetrakisphosphate 1-kinase activity; inositol-1,3,4-trisphosphate 6-kinase activity. The record is from RefSeq and is a predicted model, not a curated record. NCBI's taxonomy places the organism in Eukaryota, Viridiplantae, Streptophyta, Magnoliopsida, Malpighiales, Euphorbiaceae. Gene Ontology annotation, cellular component: cytoplasm. Gene Ontology annotation, biological process: inositol trisphosphate metabolic process. Bases 235 to 1308 code for a protein of 357 amino acids. The transcript has 10 exons.
CAACCGAUUCCUUUCUCUCUCUCUCCCGCACAUAAUUCGUGAUCCCAUUUCUCCGUUGUCUUCUCUCUCUCUCUCAAAAACCAAACCAAAGCCCAUUUAAAUUUCGCCUUCUCCUCUUUUUCUUCUCAGCCAUUUCACCAUUAAAAAUCACACUCUGGUUUUUUCCCCUGCGGUUCAAUUUGAAUCUAAAACUUUAAUUACAGCAGCAUUAGCUAGGUUUUUUUAAUAAUCGAUAUGUUGCUGCACGACGAGAUUGUUCCGUUUAAUCAAAACGGAAUAUUGCGAGAUAGUAAUAAUGAUUAUCAUGGAGCAGAGGUGGAGGAUGAGGAGAUGAUAUCUCCCAUUUCUCCUUCUCGUUGUUCUCCUCAGCGAAAAUUCGUUAUUGUUGGUUAUGCUCUUACAUCUAAAAAAAUUAAAAGCUUCUUGCAGCCCAAACUCCAAGGUUUAGCUAGGAAUAAAGGAAUCUUAUUUGUUGCAAUUGAUCCUAGCAAACCCCUGUCUGAUCAAGGUCCUUUCGACAUUGUGUUGCAUAAGCUUACUGGCAAAGAGUGGCGACAGAUUCUUGAGGACUACAGAACAACACAUCCAGAAGUUACUGUCCUUGAUCCUCCUGAUGCCAUUCAACAUAUACGCAAUCGCCAGUCCAUGCUCCAGUGUGUUGCUGAUAUGAAAUUGUCAACUGCCUAUGGGAGAGUUGAUGUUCCCAGACAAUUAGUUGUCAAAAAAGAUGCAGCAUCUAUCCCUGAUGCAGUCACAAAAGCUGGAUUGAUGCUACCCAUUGUUGCAAAGCCUUUAGUGGCAGAUGGCAGUGCAAAGUCUCAUGAAUUAUCACUUGCUUAUGACCAACAAUCACUUCAAAAACUUGAGCCUCCUCUUGUUCUUCAAGAGUUCGUCAAUCAUGGAGGUGUUCUCUUUAAGGUUUAUAUUGUUGGGGAUGCUAUAAAGGUGGUCCGGCGAUUUUCUUUACCUGAUGUUGGUAAAAGAGAACUCGCAAAUAGUGCAGGUGUAUUCCAUUUUCCACGUGUUUCUUGUGCAGCAGCUUCUGCAGAUAAUGCCGAUUUAGAUCCUAGUAUUGCUGAGCUUCCACCGCAACCCUUACUUGAGAAACUAUCAAAAGAACUUCGACGUCGGAUGGGGCUCCGACUUUUCAAUUUGGAUAUAAUACGAGAUCAUGGAAGCAGAGAUCAAUUUUAUGUUAUUGACAUAAACUACUUUCCAGGGUACGGAAAGAUGCCAGAAUAUGAGCAUAUAUUCACAGACUUCUUGUUGAGCCUGGGGCAGAGUCAAUAUAAGAAAAGGUGCACCUAAUAAAUGGUGUUCAAAAGUGGGCCACAUCAAAGACGUGUUGCCUAAUAAAGUAAUUAUGGGAUGAGAGCUUAUGGUUUUGACGAACCAUGUAUAGCUUAAUGUUACUCCCGGCGGCAGCGGCAGCUGGAGGUGGAUAUAUAUGCAAAAAUGUGGAUGUUCCUAAUCUUCAGCCUCUGUAUCUACUAACUUGAUGGCAUGCAACACACCACUUCAGAAGCUUACUCUCUGGAGUUGAGCUGGCGUUGCUCAACAUGUCUCGCCAUUGUUUUAUUUUGUUUCAAGGUUCUAUGAACUAUUGGUGAAUGGUAAUAGACAUCUGCUCUUUUUGUGGGUAUUGAAUCCCCUGACUUGUAUUUACCAGCUCUCUAAUAUCUCUUGGUUUUGCUGUUC